AUGAAAGCAGUGCUAAUCCUGUUGGCCCUUGUGGGAUUCACACUAGAGGGUCUCAUCUAUCAAACACCGUUGAGGAAGAUCGAAAGCGUUCGAAUGAGGAUGCUCAGAAAUGGGAAAUGGGCGGAACGUCUGAAGGUGAAGAACGCCAUGAGAACUAAACUGGCACAAAAUAAAGACGUUCAUUCACAAAAGGUCAGUUUGAACACUAUGGCUUCGUUUCAUCACAGAAAAUGCGACAAUCGCAUUGAAGUCCACGAUUACGACGAUGCUGAAUAUCUCGGCGACAUCACAAUUGGAACACCUCCGCAACCAUUCAUGGUUGUCCUAGAUACUGGUAGCUCGAAUCUGUGGAUUCCAGACGAAACAUGCUUCUUCCCAGCUGGAGUUUGCAACCAGCCGAAGUGUGCUGCUGGAUUGAUUUGCAAGGUGUUUUGUCCAGAAGAGCAAUGCUGCCAAAGAAAAAUAACGAGCGAUGGCAAAUUCAAUCCUUGCAAAAGAAAAAAACUACUUCAGUUCAACAAAAUCCACCACCUACGCUGA
Cooperia oncophora is the source of this 540-nucleotide messenger RNA. NCBI's taxonomy places the organism in Eukaryota, Metazoa, Nematoda, Chromadorea, Rhabditida, Trichostrongylidae. The record is from the annotation of a GenBank genome assembly.